Molecule: messenger RNA, 798 nt
Organism: Prunus avium (sweet cherry)
Lineage: Eukaryota; Viridiplantae; Streptophyta; Magnoliopsida; Rosales; Rosaceae
Source: RefSeq, a predicted model, not a curated record
CCUUUCCUCUAAAACCCUUUUUGCUUUUUCUCUACAAUGGCCAAGACCCUCCAAAACCUCAAUUCCAUCUACACCAUUUGCAUAACCAUUUUCCUCUUCUUCUUCUUCUUCUUAACCCUUGCCAAUGCAGAGGCUCACCGUUUCUCAAAACCCUUAUCUCCGUCAAAACAUGGUCUAAAGAAGGAGAAACUAAGCCAUCUCCACUUCUACUUCCAUGACAUAUUGAGUGGCCGAAACCCUACAGCUGUUAGAGUUGCUGAGGCACCCACAACAAACACUUCCUCGACUGUGUUUGGUGCUGUGGUCGUGAUGGACGACCCAUUGACUGUUGGGCCUGAACUGGGCUCCAAGCUUGUCGGAAAAGCCCAAGGGAUUUAUGCUUCAGCUUCACAGAGUGAGUUGGGGCUUUUGAUGGCCUUCAACUUUGUUUUUGUGGAAGGGAAGUAUAAUGGUAGCACCCUGAGUGUGCUGGGGCGCAACUCCGUGUUAUCCGAAGUGAGAGAGAUGCCGAUAGUAGGCGGAAGCGGGCUUUUCCGGUUCGCCCGAGGCUAUGCUCAUGCUAGCACUCACCAGGUUGACUUCAAAACUGGAGAUGCUGUUGUGGAGUAUAAUGUUUAUGUCUUCCAUUAUUAACUGAUGUAACUGCUAGCUUCUUUUUUCUUUUCUGGGUUGUAAAUCCACCAUUUGUGUUGAUUUUCUGUGUGAGGUUAAUAAAAGAGAGGUAGAGGAUUUGAGAGAAAUGAUUGAGAAUGGGCUUGGAUUGGAAGUAGCAAUAGAAAGGAAGUCUAGAUUGGUUUU